CCAGCUAAUCAAACAAAAAUAAUCAUCUCCGAGCUCUCUUGAAUUCAACAAUGGUGAAGAUUCUCAAACCUUCCAAUUCGAAUCGCAAAGACGAUGACUCCAAGAAGAAGAAGAAGGGCAGUAAGUUAAAGCCGGACUCAAUUGCGAUGAAGAAAGUGCAAGCUACCAAAUUGAACCCCUUUGAGACCAUUUGGUCGCGCCGGAAGUUCGAUGUCUUGGGGAAGAAGCGUAAAGGCGAGGAACGCAGGCUCGGCCUCGCUCGCUCUCUCGCUAUCCAAAAGAGAACCAAGACGCUGUUGAAAGAUUAUGAGCAGAGUGGGAAGUCUUCUGUUUUUGUGGAUAAGCGAAUAGGAGAGCAAACUGAGGGGCUUCCUGAGUUUGACAAGGCAAUUUUGAGGUCUCAACGCGAACGUCAGUUAAAACUAGGUAAGAGGAGCAAGUAUAACUUGUCUGAUGGAGAAGAUGAGGAUGAGUUUGAAGAGUCAGGUUUAGGCUCAUUUCCUGAAAAGGAUGAUUUUGAGGACGAUGUACCAUUUGAAGAUGAUGUAGAUAAGGAACUUGGAGAGAGUGAAAAGAGAUCGGCCAUCUUAAAGCAUCUUAUUGGCCACGGUAGUCAGGGUAGUUCAGAAGGAGGAGAAGAAAAUAGGCGUAAAACUAAGAAGGAAGUGAUGGAGGAGUUGAUCUCCAAGAGUAAAUAUUUUAAGGCACAAAAAGCAAAGGACAAAGAAGAAAAUGUAGAGUUCCUUGAACAAUUAGACAAUAACUUCACAUCUUUGGUGAAUUCGGAGGCAUUGUUAGCCUUAACAGACCCAACUAAAAUAAAUGCUUUAAAGGCUCUAGUGAACAAGAGCACUUCAGACAAUAAAGAAAAGAUCGAUGUAGUGUCUUCCAUUCCAAAAAUAGUUUCUCUUCAACAGGAAAAGCCUGAUUCUUAUGACAAACUUGUGAAUGAGAUGGUACUUGAUAGGCGCGCACGUCCAUCAAAUCGGACAAAGACUCCUGAAGAAAUUGCACAGGAGGAGAAAGAACGACUUGAACAAUUGGAGGAAGAGCGCCAGAAGCGGAUGCAUGCUGCUGACGACUCGAGUGACGAAGAUGUUGAUGGUUCCAGAAAUGAAGAUGCCUCUAAGAGGAGGUUAACAUCUAUUUCCGGUGACGACCUUGGUGAUUCAUUUACUGCUAAUGAAGAAACAAACACUAAAUUGGGUUGGAUAAAUGAUAUGUUGGAAAAACAUGCGGAUGAAGUUGAGAGUGAAGAAGGUACCUCUUCUGAGGGCUCAGAGAGUGGUGGGGAUGAUGAUGAAGAAGAAACUGGGGAUGAUGAUAAUGACAGUGACGAAGAUUGCAAAAAGACUUCAUCUUUAAAGGACUGGGAACAAAGUGAUGAUGACAAGUUUGAUACAGAUUUGGAAAUUGAAAGUGGCAGAACAGGAAAUAAAGAAAAUAGUGUUGAUGAUGAUGACGAGGAUGCUGAAGAUGAUGAUGAUGAUGAUGAUGAUGAUGAUGAUGAGGACCAUGUAUUAGAAGCCCAGAAAAAGUUGGCCGCAAUCAAGCAAAAGCAAAUGAAUUUGUCAGAUCCUAACAUAAAAGCAGUUUCCAAGCAGCCUUUAAAUAAAGUAGAAGACCUUCCAUAUACUAUUGAAGCUCCAAAAAAUAUAGAGGAAUUAUCUUUACUUUUAAAAGAUCGUUCUGAGAGUCAGAUUAUUGAGGCUAUCAGGCGAAUUCGUACAUUCAAUGCAAUCUCUAUUGCUGCAGAAAAUCGAAAGAAGAUGCAAGUCUUUUAUGGUGUAUUAUUGCAGUAUUUCUCUGUCAUGGCAAACACUAAACCGUUGAACUUUAAACUCUUAAAUAUGCUUGUCGAGCCAUUAAUGAAGAUGAGCACCGAAAUCCCAUAUUUUGCAGCCAUAUGCGCUCGUCAGAGGCUACGUAGAACACGAACGCAGUUUGUUGAAGAUAUGAAGGAAUCAGGAAGACUUUGCUGGCCUUCUUUGAAGACUUUAUCUCUUUUGAGGCUGUGGUCUAUGAUAUUUCCAUGCUCUGAUUUUCGGCAUGUAGUUAUGACUCCUGCAAUAUUGUUGAUGUGUGAAUAUCUAAUGCGUUGCCCAAUUGUUUCUGGCCGGGAUAUGGCAAUUGGAUCCUUUUUGUGCUCGAUGGUUCUGUCUGUCACAAAACAAUCUCAGAAGUUCUGUCCCGAGGCCAUAAUAUUUAUUCAAACAUUACUUGUUGCAGCACUCGAUGAAAAAUCUGGAGCAUACCAUGACUCUCAGUUGUAUCAUCUGAUGGAACUUAAAGCACCCAAACCUCUGCUUUGUAUACAAGGCUCUCUAAAUGAGAUCCAUCCUUUGAAUUUCCUUUCAAUAAUGGAUUUACCAGAGGAUUCCCCGUAUUUCUCUUCUGAUGAAUUUAGGGCAAGCAUACUUGUAGCAGUAAUUGAAACUCUACGUGGAUAUGUUACCGUCUAUGAAGGAUUUAACUCCUUCCCUGAAAUAUUCUUGCCACUUUCAAAUAUUUUGCGGAAACUGGCUGGACAAGUGCACGUGCCUAGUGAAUUACAAGCUAAACUCCAAAAUGUUGCUGAGCUCAUAGAAAAGAAGGCUGAUGAGCAUCACACCUUGCGUCGUCCCUUAGAAAUGCGGAAGCAAAAGCCAGUGCCCAUAAAGUUGCUUAAUCCGAAAUUUGAAGAGAAUUUCGUGAAGGGUAGAGACUAUGAUCCAGAUCGUGAACGAGCUGAGGCCAAAAAGUUGCGAAAGCUUCUAAAAAGUGAAGCUAAAGGAGCAGCUCGUGAACUGAGAAAAGAUAAUUAUUUCUUGUCCGAAGUGAAAAACAAAGAAAAGAUGAGACUUGAGGAGGAACGAGCUGAGAAGUACGGUCAAGCAAGAGCUUUCCUCCAGGAACAAGAACAUGCAUACAAAUCUGGGCAAUUAGGAAAAGGUAAAGGCAAAAAACGAAGAAGAUAAGACCUAGCUCCAUUGUGAUGAAAUAGGCUUUUAUAGUGUUAUAGCCUUAUAGUUGAAGUUGUAUACCCAAAAUACUGUCAUCGAAGGAUAUACACGUUUCUCCUGAAACUUCUUGGUGGCUGUUCAUUGGUGCAAUAUAUUGAUAUUUUUGUCGAA
Molecule: messenger RNA, 3113 nt
Organism: Daucus carota subsp. sativus
Lineage: Eukaryota; Viridiplantae; Streptophyta; Magnoliopsida; Apiales; Apiaceae
Exons: 14
Coding region: 51-2957 (968 amino acids)
Biological process (GO): maturation of SSU-rRNA
Cellular component (GO): nucleolus; small-subunit processome; Noc4p-Nop14p complex
Source: RefSeq, a predicted model, not a curated record